Messenger RNA from Lathyrus oleraceus (garden pea), 849 nucleotides. RefSeq lists its product as uncharacterized. Gene Ontology annotation, cellular component: chloroplast thylakoid membrane. The record is from RefSeq and is a predicted model, not a curated record. The transcript is spliced from 2 exons. Lineage: Eukaryota; Viridiplantae; Streptophyta; Magnoliopsida; Fabales; Fabaceae. The coding region runs from base 227 to 706 and encodes 159 amino acids.
AUGCACCCACAUAGAAUUUAAAGCUCAUCCUACUGUUUGUAUAUAAUGAGUUAGUCCAUUAUACAUGUUGGAGAAGUUACUCUAGUAGUAAUAGGAUUCACUGAUAGGAUCUAAUCAAAAAGAUAGCAAAGCAACCCCAACCAAAACCGUGGUUGGGCCACGUCACAUAAGCAAAAAAGUGAAUCAAGUGAUUGCCAUUGCUCUGACUGAGUGAGGGUAAGAAGCCAUGACCAUGGCCAGUGCUGCAUUUGCACAAUCUCCACAAAUUGCAACCUUCCUUUCGAAAUCUCCUUCUUCUUUCCAUUUCCACACACGCUUUCGCUCUCUUCCAACUACUUCAUCUUUCUCUCCCAUUAUCUCCCCAUCCACGAAAUCCAUCCUUUUACAUAAUAAGUCCAAACUUUUGCCAAAUCCUCUUGCUGCUGCAGCUGCCGAAGACGCCGCCGUUGAUGCCACAGAGCAAUUGGUCACAACCCCCGUUGAUGCCGGGUCCGUAAUCGUGUCAGUUCUUUUCUUCCUCGCUUUCAUUGGCUUAUCCGUUAUCAGUAUCGGGGUUAUCUAUUUAGUAGUAACAGAUUUCUUGACAAAAAGAGAGAAAGAGAAGUUUGUGAAAGAAGAAGCUAAGAAAGGAAAAAAGAAAAAGAACAGGAAAAUGUUUAAGGGGAGGCCUAGAGGCUCUGGUCAAAAGACUUUCCGCGACGAUUAGAUUAAUAAAGUCCCUCUAUUCAUUCUUGCAAUGAAAUCGGAUUCAUUUUCACCUAUGGUUUUGCAGAUUGUGUAGUUAGCACAAUGUUUUAACAGAGAAGUAAGAAACAUUAUCGUCAAUGACAUGAAAUAUUUGAGGAUUCA